AUGGAGCGCCCCCAGAGCCAUGGAGCGCCCCCAGAGCCAUGGAGGUCCCUCAGAGCCAUGGAGGUCCCUCAGAGCCAUGAAGGUCCCUCAGAGCCAUGGAGGUCCCUCAGAGCCAUGGAGAUCUCCCAGAGCCAUGGAGAUCCCCCAGAGCCAUGGAGGUCCCUCAGAGCCAUGGAGGUCCCUCAGAGCCAUGGAGGUCCCUCAGAGCCAUGGAGGUCCCUCAGAGCCAUGGAGGUCCCUCAGAGCCAUGGAGGUCCCUCAGAGCCAUGGAGGUCCCUCAGAGCUAUGGAGGUCCCCCAGAGCCAUGGAGAUCUCCCAGAGCCAUGGAGAUCCCCCAGAGCCAUGGAGGUCCCUCAGAGCCAUGGAGGUCCCUCAGAGCCAUGGAGGUCCCUCAGAGCCAUGGAGGUCCCUCAGAGCCAUGGAGGUCCCUCAAAGCCAUGGAGGUCCCCCAGAGCCAUGAAGGUCCCUCAGAGCCAUGGAGGUCCCCCAGAGCCAUGGAGGUCCCUCAGAGCCAUGAAGGUCCCUCAGAGCCAUGGAGGUCCCCCAGAGACAUGGAGGUCCCCCAGAGCCAUGGAGCGCCCCCAGAGCCAUGGAGGUCCCUCAGAGCCAUGGAGGUCCCUCAGAGCCAUGAAGGUCCCUCAGAGCCAUGGAGGUCCCUCAGAGCCAUGGAGGUCCCCCAGAGCCAUGGAGAUCCCCCAGAGCCAUGGAGGUCCCUCAGAGCCAUGGAGGUCCCUCAGAGCCAUGGAGGUCCCUGAGAGCCAUGGAGGUCCCUCAGAGCCAUGGAGGUCCCUCAGAGCCAUGGAGGUUCCUCAGAGCCAUGGAGGUCCCUCAGAGCCAUGGAGGUUCCUCAGAGCCAUGGAGGUCCCUCAGAGCCAUGGAGGUCCCUCAGAGCCAUGGAGGUCCCUCAGAGCCAUGGAGGUCCCUCAGAGCCAUGGAGGUCCCUCAGAGCCAUGGAGGUUCCUCAGAGCCAUGGAGGUCCCUCAGAGCCAUGGAGGUUCCUCAGAGCCAUGGAGGUCCCUCAGAGCCAUGGAGGUCCCUCAGAGCCAUGGAGGUCCCUCAGAGCUAUGGAGGUCCCCCAGAGCCAUGGAGAUCUCCCAGAGCCAUGGAGAUCCCCCAGAGCCAUGGAGGUCCCUCAGAGCCAUGGAGGUCCCUCAGAGCCAUGGAGGUCCCUCAGAGCCAUGGAGGUCCCUCAGAGCCAUGGAGGUCCCUCAGAGCCAUGGAGGUCCCUCAGAGCCAUGGAGGUCCCCCAGAGCCAUGGAGAUCCCUCAGAGCCAUGGAGGUCCCUCAGAGCCAUGA
Knipowitschia caucasica is the source of this 1296-nucleotide messenger RNA. The record is from the annotation of a GenBank genome assembly. Lineage: Eukaryota; Metazoa; Chordata; Actinopteri; Gobiiformes; Gobiidae.